AUGCAAAUGUAACACAUUUUUGGUUUGCAUUGUCUUUGUUUCUCUUCCUGCAGUAUGUGGCCUUGGCCUCGCUGUUCUUCAUCCUUCUCUCGAUCUCCACCUUCUGCUUGGAGACCCAUGAGGCUUUCAACACCAUCUACAACAAAACAGAGAAUGUCACUACAGGCAACAUAACACAUGAGGAGAUUGUGUAUGAAGUUGUGACAGAUGGCUGGCUGACAUAUGUGGAGGGUGUCUGUGUCAUCUGGUUCACCAUUGAGGUGGUGGCCCGGGUCAUCUUUUGCCCUGACAAGGCAGAGUUCUUCCGUAGCACCCUUAACAUCAUAGACUUUGUGGCUAUUGUUCCCUUUUACCUGGAGGUAGCACUUAGUGGCCUAUCCUCUAAAACAGCCAAAGAUGUGUUGAGCUUUCUACGUGUGGUACGUUUUGUCCGUAUCCUGCGUAUAUUCAAGCUAACCCGCCAUUUUGUCGGUUUACGGGUUUUGGGCCACACUUUGCGGGCAAGUACCAAUGAGUUCUUGUUGCUAAUCAUUUUCCUGGCGCUGGGCGUCCUCAUCUUUGCUACUAUGAUCUACUAUGCUGAACGUAUUGGAGCUGACCCUAAGGAUCCAACUGCUGCAGCCCACACCAACUUUAAGAACAUUCCCAUUGGUUUCUGGUGGGCUGUGGUGACAAUGACUACUCUUGGAUAUGGAGAUAUGUACCCGGAAACAUGGUCGGGAAUGCUAGUGGGUGCCCUAUGUGCCUUGGCUGGUGUGCUAACCAUUGCUAUGCCUGUGCCUGUUAUUGUCAACAACUUUGGGAUGUACUACUCGCUGGCCAUGGCAAAGCAGAAGCUUCCAAAGAAAAGGAACAAGCACAUCCCAAGAGCGCCACAGCCAGGAAGUCCUAAUUACUGCAAGCCAGAUGCUCUGGCAAUGGCAACUGCUUCUCCACAUAGGUUAAUGGGCAAUGUAAUUGGGCCAGGCUUGGUGGAAUCUGGAAGCAUGAUAGGUACUGGAGACUGUCCAUUGGCACAGGAAGAGAUCAUUGAAAUAAACAGAGCAGACUCUAAGCAGAAUGGUGAUGCAGCUGCCAAUGCAGCAGCUUUGGCCAAUGAGGACUGUCCUACCAUCGAUCAGGUUCUUGGGGAUGAGCGUAGUCCAGUCACUGGAGGACUUGGCUCUAACACCAGCCGUGAACGGUACCCACACGACCGUGCCUGCUUUCUUCUGAGUGCUGGGGAGUUUCAGCGAACCACAGAUGGGAACGUUCGGAAAGUGCUGAGCUUCUAACUCAACCAACACUUUCUCAUCAUGAAGAGGACAACAGUAAAUAUCUCAAGUGCUGCUGUUCGACUUUUUCCCUAAUAUGUUCAGUGCAGAAACUGAAAAAUUAUCAAGGUGAAAAAACGGAGUUUUACUUUCUCACUAUUUCCAUUAUCAUAUUCUACAGAAAAGAGGUAUGAGCCCUUCAAAUCCUUCCUCCACUUUUGAAGCAAACGAAGCACAGAAGAAGCUUCACAAAUGAAUAUCAUGAGUGUUGGGUCUGGAGGUCACUAUUUCCACAGCUCCAUAUAAUUAUUGCUUUACAGAUGACAUAUUUUGUUUGAAGGAUCUCCAGUCAUAUCUUUUUUUUCUGUAGCUGUUAGAUCAGUUCAGCUCUACUGAGGACAAUAAAAACUGAACUAAGCUUCCUACUGCUCCACUCCCUACUGAUCUGUACUCAGCUACCGGACCUAGAAGAAAACACUGAAGUCUAGUAGAUUUCAGAAAAUACAAGCCAUCUCUCCAAUCUUGCAGUGCAUUUUGAAUGUGUUCAUGACAUGUCCCUAAAGUCCUAAUAUUCUCCAUUUUCA
Messenger RNA from Poecilia latipinna (sailfin molly), 1837 nucleotides. Its product is annotated as potassium voltage-gated channel subfamily C member 1-like. The record is from RefSeq and is a predicted model, not a curated record. Gene Ontology annotation, molecular function: delayed rectifier potassium channel activity. Lineage: Eukaryota; Metazoa; Chordata; Actinopteri; Cyprinodontiformes; Poeciliidae. Gene Ontology annotation, biological process: action potential; potassium ion transmembrane transport. The transcript has 4 exons. Gene Ontology annotation, cellular component: presynaptic membrane; neuronal cell body membrane; voltage-gated potassium channel complex. The annotation marks the transcript as partial.